Messenger RNA from Oncorhynchus nerka (sockeye salmon), 1493 nucleotides. It is a transcript of the gene acaa2, whose product is annotated as acetyl-CoA acyltransferase 2. The record is from RefSeq and is a predicted model, not a curated record. The transcript has 10 exons. Gene Ontology annotation, molecular function: acyltransferase activity, transferring groups other than amino-acyl groups. Gene Ontology annotation, cellular component: mitochondrion. NCBI's taxonomy places the organism in Eukaryota, Metazoa, Chordata, Actinopteri, Salmoniformes, Salmonidae. Bases 115 to 1308 code for a protein of 397 amino acids.
UGGUAACUAGUGACGACCCAAGAUUGCCAGAGUUUGUCAUAAAAGCGCCCUUAAAUUGACUCCCGGUUCAAACAGAUACAUUGACCUUCGUGGACGUAAGGAGGAAUCAACGUUAUGUCACUGCUCAGAAAUGUGUUUAUUGUGUCUGCUAAGCGGACCCCGUUUGGAACCUACGGUGGGGUGCUGAAGGAUCACAGUGCAACAGACCUAGCAGAGCAUGCCUCCAAGGCUGCCCUUGCUGCUGGGGGAGUUGCACCUGAGCUUGUCAACAGUGUUAUCUUUGGAAACGUAAUGCAGAGCUCUGCAGAUGCUCCAUACAUUGCCCGUCACGUGGGCCUGAGGUGUGGGGUGCCCAUUCCAGUGCCUGCUCUCACCGUGAACCGCCUGUGUGGGUCUGGCUUUCAGUCAAUCAUCAAUGGCGCUCAGGAAAUCUGUUUGAAGGAUUCAGAGGUGGUGCUGUGUGGCGGCUCGGAGAGCAUGAGCCAGGCGCCAUACGCUGUCCGCAACAUCCGCUUUGGAACCAAGUUCGGACUCGACCUCAAGCUAGAGGACACUCUGUGGGCGGGGCUUACUGACCUGCACAUUAAGAUCCCCAUGGGCAUCACAGCAGAGAACCUGGCAGUGAAAUAUGAGAUCAGCAGAGACGACUGUGACAAAUACGCACACCAGACCCAGCAGAGGUGGAAGGCAGCCCAUGAGGCGGGCCACUACACGGCAGAGAUAGCACCCAUUGACGUGAAGGCUAAGAAGGGCAAGGUACCCAUGACCCAGGAUGAGCACCCUCGUCCCCAGACCACCCUGGAGCAGAUGGCUAAGCUACCCCCUGUCUUCAAAAAGGGAGGAACGGUUACUGCCGCCAACGCAUCAGGUGUGUCUGACGGCGCUGCUGCCGUGGUGAUAGCCAGUGAGGAAGCUGUGAAGGAGCACAAGCUCACCCCAUUGGCAAGAAUAGUGGCCUAUCACGUCUCCGGCUGUGACCCAAGCAUUAUGGGAAUCGGCCCAGUCCCAGCCAUCACAGAAGCCCUGAAGAAAGCAGGUCUCACCCUCCAAGACAUGGAUCUGGUGGAGGUGAAUGAGGCAUUUGCUGCUCAGUACCUGGCUGUUGCCAAGGCAUUGGGUCUGGACCCAGAGAAGAGUAAUGCUGAUGGGGGGGCUAUUGCCAUUGGCCACCCCCUGGGAGCCUCUGGAGCACGCAUCACUGCUCACCUGGUCCACGAGCUCAGGCGGAUUGGGGGAAAGUAUGCUGUGGGAUCAGCUUGCAUCGGUGGUGGUCAGGGUAUCGCCAUAAUCAUAGAGAACACUCACUGAGGAACCGAGCAAACCAUCCACAAUUAGAAUACCAUCCACACUCUUAACACACACCACACCCUAUAUACUCAAUAGAGUACAUGCCAUAUACACACUCGAGUAAGACCUUAUGUUUUUGUCCAAGGUAGAGUUUUCUUAGUAUUGACUUAAUGUAAGAAUAUCCACUUUCCAAUGUAAAUAAAAAU